Molecule: messenger RNA, 3792 nt
Organism: Acipenser ruthenus (sterlet)
Lineage: Eukaryota; Metazoa; Chordata; Actinopteri; Acipenseriformes; Acipenseridae
Product: nesprin-2-like
Exons: 13
Coding region: 356-2416 (686 amino acids)
Cellular component (GO): membrane; nuclear envelope; meiotic nuclear membrane microtubule tethering complex
Molecular function (GO): protein binding
Source: RefSeq, a predicted model, not a curated record
UUUGAUGCAAACCAGGCCGCUCGGGUCUUGUUACCUGUACCAACCCAACGGAAGCACAAUACACUUCCAACAGGUGUGUGUCUCGACCGCUUCAGCGGUGUACACGUCUUGUUUGUUGUCCGGGGGAUUUAAAAGGUUUUAAACUACUGAAACGGGCAUCUCAUUUGGGGUUCAAACCGCUGAUCUGUAAACACUUAUAGAUCAGUGGUUCAAACGCGCCGUUUACGUUUUGUAAGAAUGCGUACGUUGAAAAGAGCUUUCGUCUGUCCAGGUGUUUGGCUGUGAGAAUUCAAGGACCAGCGCGUAGCUUCUGCCAUGAAAAUACAUCAAAAACGGUACCCACACUAAUGCAGAGAUGCCUGGAUCCUGGAUAAACCAGACAGACCCCUCUCUCCCUACCUCCCAGAACAGCCACCCUGUCUACACGUCUGGGAUCCACAGGAAUAACCCCACCGAGGAUUUGAGACUGGUGGAUGAGCCAGGGGACCCCGUCGCUAAAGCGGAGGUUCCCAGAGCUGGGUUUCCCCAGGCAAGCCGUCCUCUCUCGCCUCUUCCCCUUCUCUCGCCUUCCCUGGCCCUGCCCGAGAUCAGUGGAAAUAACCCCACGAAAAAGAUGGGAGGAGAAGACUCUCGCUGUUGCGGUGCCUGCAACUCUUCUGUGGAGAAACGUAUUCAGCAGGAGCAAAAGUGGCAGCUUUGGCACGAGUUCAUGCACGCCUACUCCCGGUUCAACGACUGGCUGCGAUUGGCCGAGGGCGUGGCCUCCUCACCAAACUCCGCCCACGUGCUUUACAUCGCUGCGAAGGAGGAGCUGAAGAAGUUUGAGGCGUUGCAGAGGGAGAUCCGGGCUCGUCUGUCCGAACUCGAGUCCUUGAACAUGCAGUACUGCAGGCUGGCGAAGGAGGCGGGUCUGGGGGCAGGGCCAGACGAGAGUGUGCGUCUCCGUGGAACAAUGCAGGAUGCCAGCCGGCGCUGGGACGAUCUCAACAAGCGCACCGCUAGCAUCUGCCGCAGGCUCCAGCACUUUGUGAGGCAGCGCGAGGAGUUGGAGAGCGAGCGAGAGAAUAUUGCGGUCUGGCUUGCAGAGAUGGACCUGAGGCUGACUGAAGUGGAGCAUUCCUCAGUGUGCAACACGGCCGACAAGAUGAAACAGCUGCAGACGUUCCAGCAGACAGUGUGUGAGAACGCGGAGCGGCUGAACGGGCUCCUGGUUCGAGGGGAGCGAUUGAUCCAGCGCAGCGAGCCGCAGGACGCCGUCGAGAUCGAGGACUCCCUACAGGAGCUGCUGCUGUACUGCACCCAGGUCUUCGAGGGGGUGGGCCGUCUACACACACGCCUGCUGAGCAUGAGGCUGGUGUUUGAAGAUGUCUGGAUGUCGGGCUCAGACUGUCUGUCGGAGAUCCUCUGGGAGGACGAGGGGAUAUACGACCGGAGCAGCCCCUCUGACCAGCUGCCCCUGGCUCCCAGUGUCUGCACUGGAUCCAGUCGGGACUCUCUGGCCCUGGAGUGGGACCCCUCCGUCGAUGUGGGCGGAUCCACCUCACACGACGACGCUGACUCCUCCUACUUCAGCGCCAUCACAGGUUUGCACCACUUAGAAAAAGCCUUAUCGAAACAGCCUUCCACCAAGAGAACAUUUCUGAGCUCCCUGUGUGCUCAUCUGGACGCUGACCCUGCAGAGAGUAUCGGAAGCAGCAGCGUGGAGUGGGGAGUCACCUUGUCUGCGGUCCCAGACGCUCUGGCUUUAGGUGUCUCUCAUGAAGAAGUGUGCAGUUCCUCCAGAUCCUUUGUGUCUGCUGGACACUGCCCUGCAACGGAACCGGUCACCUUUGACCCAGAACGCAUCAGCGCCUGGCUCGGCCAGACAGAACCUGCUCUAGAACACGCCCGGAACUUUCCCGAGGAGACGGGAGGCAGGGCAGACCAUCGGAAACAAGAGGCGGUUCGGGAUCACCGGCUCCCUCCUCAAGGCACAGGGGUGUGUUCUGUAGACAGAGACUCCUUGCUGGCGAACCCUGGUGCCCUUCUCCGUCAGAAUGGGUACCGUCUCCAGCAGGGAGAACAGCUUGGCAUUAGUUCCAUUCCUGCGUGGAACAGAAGAAGAAAUAUAAAAAAUCAGUUUCGAGAAAAGAAGCAAAGUUCUCCUCGCCAGUCAGAAGUCAGGAUCACCAUCGAGAAUGAGUCUGAAGAGGACGAUCCCGCGAGGUCCAGACGUCUCCUGUGGCUUCUGAAGACAUCCCUGUCCUACCGCUUGGUCAGAGUCACCCUCUUCGUCCACUUCCUGCUGGCUGUUCUCCUGGGGGUCGUCAACCAGAUCCCGGUCAGUGCAAAGGACUUCAGCUGUCAUCACGCCAACAAUUUUGCCCGCUCUCUCCACAUCAUGCUCCACUACGUCAACGGACCACCCCCGACAUGAAGCCAGCGAACGAGAGAGGAGGACCCCAGAACCACCCUCAGGGAGCAUCUACACCGCUUACCGCAAACUGAACCCUUUCAACCAAAACUAUUGGGAAAAAAUGUACUCCUGAAAUAUCUUUCCUUUUAAAUAUUGAUUUGGCAAUAUGUACAGCUGCCUGGCAGAACACUGUUCCACUCUCAACGAUAGUAGAAGUUACUUAAUAAGAAUCUAAUGCGAAGGACACACGAGAGACAGGCUGGUUUUUAAAUCUUGGACUGCAGGGAAAAAGAAUAAAUAAAUACAUGUUAGUAGAGAGCUGUGAAUAUCUUAUACUGCCAGGGAAAUACUGUGAGGUUGUUGAAUUAGUUCAUAAAUAUUACUCUAAGUGAUCCAUGCAGGUCCGGUUGUAGAUUGAGUUGCGGACGCUUUUAUCCAAAGAGACUUGGAGACUAAGGGGUGAACUAUGCUUCAUCCACAACUGUUGCUGCAGAGUCACUUACAAUAGGACCUCGGUUUUUAUGUCUCAUCCGAAGGACAGGUUGUCAUCCUUGUGCCUUUAUAAAAAUCGCCUUUGCUUUUAGAACCCGUGUCUGUUUAGGUUUGUGAAGGAGACCCAGGUCAUCCGUUGAGCUACCCCAAGACUGUCAACUGCUUAGAGGUUUGACUUUGCCUUUGUAAAACGUCGAAGAUUUGUCCUUAAAGAGGGAAAUGUUUUUAGCCAUAGUCCCCUAGAUGACUAUACGUCAUAUUUUUAUUUUUUUUAUAUAACAAGGAUAAAAACUAACCAAGCUCCUGGUUUAACAGCCAACAUAUAGACAUUCUGACUGUAAAUAGCUUUUAAAUGGUAUAAAACUAGUAACAACCAGCACAGAAAUAUCUUGCCAGUUUAGUUUUAGUUUUUCUUCGCUGACAAUUUGUCUUUGCACUUGUGUUUAAGUUAUGAAGAAGUGAUGUACUGGGUUGCUGGCGUGUUUGGUUCCCUUUUACUAGAAGCACCCAUUCAUGAUAGUCUAGAUUAGAUAAUGUAGCACAAUUCAGAACACAUAUCAGAUCUUAAUCAAGUCUUCAGCUUUUUAAAAAGCCACGUCUGCACCAGUGUGUUACGCGUAUUAUAAACUGAGAAAGAAAAAAGUAGUGUAGUUUAUCUGUAAAUAAAAUAAACUGGAAGAUCAUUGAGUUCACAUUUGUUUUGCUUGGUUUUGUGUGUCACCGUCACCCAAAAUGGAAAGAGUUUGCACAAAUGUUUUUGCAAACAUACGCAAUGUUCACAUUGGAUUUUCUCCACAUUAUCCCUGAAAUAUUUCCAGUGAUUUAUUCACUCUUUUCCCAGAACUGGCGUGCCAACAUUUUCUUUUUGUUUGUUUUGGGGGGGGCAAGAAAAAAAGAAAAGCACG